This is a messenger RNA of Erpetoichthys calabaricus (reedfish), 2124 nucleotides long. RefSeq names its product MFSD2 lysolipid transporter B, sphingolipid (gene mfsd2b). Gene Ontology annotation, biological process: carbohydrate transport. Gene Ontology annotation, cellular component: membrane. The transcript has 14 exons. The record is from RefSeq and is a predicted model, not a curated record. NCBI's taxonomy places the organism in Eukaryota, Metazoa, Chordata, Cladistia, Polypteriformes, Polypteridae. Gene Ontology annotation, molecular function: sphingolipid intramembrane carrier activity; symporter activity. The coding region runs from base 44 to 1645 and encodes 533 amino acids.
AGCAGUAUAAACUACUGUAGUGGCUGCCGACGGUGUAAGAGAGAUGGUUAAAGGAAUGGGAGCCUCUGAAUUUUCCCCCGAUAAACUGAUAAAAAAUUUAGACUCCCAACAAGGCAAGAACUUAUGCCAGACCCAUGCUGACACCUCACUGUCUGUGUGCAGUAAACUCUGCUUUGCCAUUGGAGGGGCUCCUAUCCAAGUGGCUGGGAGUGCCACGGCAUUUUUCCUGCAGAUCUACUUGUUGGACAUUGCACAAAUUAACCCCUUCCAUGCUUCACUGGUGCUGUUCAUUGGGAAAGCAUGGGGGGCUGCGAAUGAUCCAAUUGUAGGCUUUUUCGUCAGUAAAAGUAAGUGGACGAAGAUUGGGAGACUGAUGCCAUGGAUGGUGGGCUGCACCCCGUUUGUCGUGGUGUCCUACUUCUACUUGUGGUUUGUUCCCCCCUUCACUUCUGGGAAAUUCAUCUGGUACCUGGGAUUCUACUGCCUUUACCAGACUCUGAUCACCUGUUUCCACGUGCCAUAUUCUGCUCUCACCAUGUUCCUCAGCACAGACCAGAAGGAGCGGGAUUCUGCAACGGCCUACAGAAUGACCAUGGAAGUUCUUGGCACUUUAAUUGGAGCUGCCAUCCAGGGACAGAUAGUAGCCAGUGCCCAUGCAUCCAGGCACUGUCCACUUUACAACACAUCUAUUGACGCCUCUUCCAAUGCUACUGAAGACUCGGAGAGCUCAAAUAGCACCCCUAGUUCAACAAUGACCCACGAUUUCCUCCGACAAGCAAAAGAAGUCUAUAUGAUAGCUGCAGGUGUCAUAGGUGCACUGUUUGUUUUAUGCACAGUGGUUUUAUUUAUGGGGGUCAAAGAAAAAGAUGACCCCUACGCUCUGAAAACUGACAAGCCAAUACCGUUCUUAAAAGGCCUACAGCUGGUGAUGAAGCAUGGACCUUACAUUAAACUGACGGCUGCAUUUCUAUUUAUAUCUGUUGCCAUUCAGAUGGUGCAGAGUAAUUUUGUUCUCUUCUGUACAUAUGCUGCUGAUCUUCGAGAUCAUUUUCAAAACAUUGUUCUCACGAUUCUAAUGUCCGCUCUUGUGAGCAUCCCAUUUUGGCAGUGGUUUCUGCAGAGGUUUGGCAAGAAGACAGCGGCAUACUGUGGCAUUUCAUGGAUCAUCCCAUUUGCAGUUAUGCUGGUCAGCAUCCCUAAUAUCAUAGUGGCUUAUGCAGUGGCUUUGUCGUCUGGUCUGAGCGUGGCAGCCUCUCUUCUUUUACCAUGGUCCAUGUUGCCUGAUGUGGUUGAUGACUUUAGAUUAAUAAAUCCACACUCCAAGGGACAUGAAGCUAUCUUCUAUUCAUUUUAUGUGUUCUUCACAAAAUUUGCAGCUGGAGUUUCUUUAGGAGUGUCAACGCUUUGUCUUGAAUUUGCCGGCUAUGAUACAGGGGCUUGUAAACAGCCCCCCCACGUGGCCUACAUCCUGAAGCUGCUAAUUGGAGCGGCCCCAGUAGUGUUCAUCGUGAUGGGGUUAGUCAUCCUGCUGUUAUAUCCAAUAACUGAGGAAGUCAGAAUACGGAACAAGCAAUCCCUCUCUGAGCUCAGAAAACAAGGUCCAAGUCCAGGAAGCCAAGUAAAUGAAGAAAGAAACAUUGCAUAAUGGACUGUGAAGACACCUGCGGGAACCUCAGAUUCUGGACUCCCUGGAAUGUGCAAGAGAUUGGUGUAUAUUACACCGAGAGAAAAAUAACCUAUUGCUGUAUUUUUAUCACAUGAAAAUAUUAGUUCUCUAUUUUAUAGAAGGUAUAAUGAAAGAAAAAAACUAUAUGUAUAUUUGCAUACAUAUUUUUAUACUUGAAUGAAUGUAUAUAUUUUUUGUAUUUUCUUUAACCUCCAUUCACCUGAGUUAUCAUAAAAAAAUAUUUGCGCAGUUUAUGAUACUGGUGUUUCUAAAUGAAAAUGAUAAAAUGUAGUAAAACAUACAUCAGAAUAAAUCUGUUUUGGGUGGCAUAGUGCAGUCUCACAACUCCAGUGACGUGUACAAUUACUGGUUGGAUAUCAGCCAUGUGGAGUUUGCUGGUUUUUCCUGGGGCCAAGAGAGUUUUCACCAUGUAUUCUGGUUUUCUUCUACAUCCCAAA